AUGGGAGCAGAAUCUCAGGUGGAUGAACGACAAGAGACGGCCAGGAAGUAUGUUCCCAUAAUCGAACGGGUGUAUGCUGGUGUUAACCAAGACAUUUCGGAGUCGAGUCUGCUAGGUGAGCUGCUCAAGCUAAUAGCACAAUUGCCCAAGGAUUUCCACUUAUUUUGUGAUCCGUAUUUCGAACCUAUUUCGAUCUUUUGCCUGACGAUCUUUUCGUUCAAUGAGCAGGAGACUAUGACAUGGUUGAAGAAUAGGUUCAAUCCUGCGUUGGCGAGCUGUGACAGAUGUAUACUGAACUUCACCCGCGGUAAGUGUAAGAUGUUGCAGCAUUUUGCGAUACAGAGACAUGUACCGCAUGAACAUGUCGCUAAAUUCAACGACAUUGUGUGCCUUUGGAGGAUUGAGGCUGUUCUGCCAGUACUACGCCAAAUCUCCAACGAUGAUAAUACUGCGGUGCGGGUCUCUCGGGAGAUUGAACUUGCAGUUUACGAGUGCAUUUGCAAUCCUCACAUGCUGAGACUGAACAAAGAGUUUAAAAUGACAUUUGAUGCUAUCUUUAAAUUCCUCUAUUUGUCGAAGGAAUCGUGCCUGGACCCUGAUUCCUCAGAGCUAAUGAAGACGUUUCUUGCGGGAAUGAUAUACUGUUGGUGUGAGGGAACCACAGAACAGAUCAAAUGGGCUCGUGCAAUCCUGAAGAAGCUGCUGAUUGAGAAAUUUUCGCUUAACGCUAAAACGAUCACCCCAGACAUUCUAGAGGAGGUCAACAUUCAUUUACUGUUUUUGCAAAAUCCGGCGAAUUGGAAUGAAAUGAUCGUUUCGCAGUUUUGGUCUCGGUUAAUACCAGUUUUCUCGUUCUUCGACAAGGACUCAUUCAUAGAGAAUUUUGAAGUGCCUAAGAAUAUUGAAUCAUUGAAAAAAACGUACAGGUUUCCCAUUGAGUCUAUUUUUAAACUGUGGUAUCAUCAUUUGGGAAAGAGCUAUCGAGAUAAGCCGCUCGAGUUCCUGUUGCGAGGUCUUGACAUGCUCCUUGAGAAAUUGGGACCACAGUUCUGGUCCAAGAUAGAUCCGUACACGUUUCAUAGCAUUUUGGACAUCGUAUUUGACCAAGAUUAUUUUGCAAGCAAAUUGAUCAGAAUUCAAGAUAAUGAGAUACCAGAGGAUGAUAUAGAGCUGGUUCUCUCGUUUUCAGGGUGUAUAACCGAUAUGGUGUCGUGGACAUUGGCGUUUUACCGCUCGCUGACCGAUUCGAAAAGGAUCCAGAUGGUUAAAAAGGUUUCAAUGGCAUUUCUGAGGGUAAUAACAAAUCAAUCUUCUCUUAAGUCAAUUCCCAAGGCAUGCUUGAUGAAUUCCUCCACAGCACUUCUCGCUGCCGUGCUGACCAUCAGUAACGAAGAGCGAGAGAAGCUCUAUGAGAAAGAUGACUUCGAAGUUAUAUUGUACUCGAAGACGGAUUCAAGAGCGUUACUCAACAAUUCUCUAAUCCAAGAUACGGUAAUUCGCUCAGCUACCAAUCCUACUGAACUGUACCCUGGAUUGGGUGACUCUACAACUUCCGUUUCGACAUCCGCAAUGAUGGUCCUUACAAAGUGCAUCAGUUUUGAUAUUUUAAUGUUGUGCCAGACGUCUUACAAACUUUACUCGGGAAAACAUAUCAAUAGCAUCCCAUUCAGUGAUAGCCUGCUCAAAAGCCUCACUGAAAAACUGGAUCUGCGUUCUUUUCAUGAUGGUCCUCUGUUGGCAAAACAGCUUUUGGUGUCAUUGAAGGAUAUCAAUGGACUGUUGGUGAUCUCUUCAAAAGAUCAUAGUACGCACAACGCCCACGUCAAGAGUUUUUUGCAGCUUUGCACAAUUUUGGUGGGAAAGUUUGCCGAUAUAUUACCCAAACAACUUUCUACCGUGUUAGCUGAUGAAGAGGCGGCUCAGGGCUUUUGGUCAUGUAUAUUCUCACCCAAUACCGAGCUUUACCAAGCCGCCACAAAUAUUCUUUACGACACAUUCGAUGUGGAAGGUAGAUUGGAGGGUAUUCAGGCCAUCUUAGCUGGUAAUUUGACUGCGCAUCUUCGUGCCAUAAAUCGUGUUUUGCAUCAACUGAUAAAAUGUGAAUUUUAUGAGCCAUGCCCAAGGGCAAUCCGUGUUCUUAUGGAUAUUGUCACUGCAUUUACAGACCCUAUUGGAGGUGUUUUUUCAAAUUUUACGGCGCUAAAAAGAGAUGAAACAGAUCAGCAGCUUUAUCUUUUCUGGGAAUUGGCCUGGUCAUUCCUAGAUACCAUCUAUCGUUGUACGUUGAUUUGGGCCACCAAAUACGAGUACUCGGAGCUUGAAAACUUCACGAAAGAUACUUUAGACCUCAGUAGAGCGUUGGUUGAUUCCUACAGGGAGUUCACGGAUAUUUUGCAGGGCUCAGGGAGAGAUUUCUUUGCAAGUAUUUCUAAGGCUGUCAGAAACAUGCUUUAUUGGCUAAGAUUGAGUGAUCAAAUCCUUUUAGAUUCAUGCGUGAAGCUUAUUGUCAGUACUUCCGAUUUGGCCGGUGAAAAGCACAUCAGCUUCAGCGAUGAUUUGGUGGAACAAAUGGCUAAAUACGGUUCAAAAGCUAAAAAAUACUCUAAUAAGCUAUCUGAACAACAAGCAGCCGAGAUACUAACCAAAUCCAGAAACUUCAACCAUGAGCUAACGGAUAAAGUGGUUGCUGAAGCUGAAGCCUACCACAAAGAGAAGGCUUUAAGUAAGCUGGGCACUGUCACACCCACAAGACUGUCACCAUCACCAUCUGCAGAGUCCAGGGCUGACUUUUUGCAAAGGAAGGCUGUCGCUUCUUCUAUUACUGGUCGGCCAAAAUCUACUCAGCCCAAGAUCACUUCCUUUGGCACUUUGCAAGCUGGAGCGAUGGCCAAACUGCAAAGCAGAACGCCUAAACCACUGUCUAAGAUGGAGCUUGCAAGGCGGCAGCUACUCAGUAACAGGGUGGUGCAUCCUCCAAGUAACACAGUCUUUCAUAGCAAGUCAAAGCCAAUUGCGACCAGGAAUGGAGACAGCAGUAGCGACGAGAGUGAAGAUGAUAUUGAAACAGCUAGAGAACUUUUUGCGACAGCGAAGGCAAAAGGAGCAGGAAUUCAGACUCUCGAUAUCAAUGGUAAAGUCGUCCAUAAAAGUACUAGCGCUGAGCGCGCCAAAAUAGAGGAAGAAAACAUGCGAAGGAGGCUCAAUGUUGAUCUUAAUCCCUUAUAUGAGACUGCUUUGCAAUGGGACUACACGAAGAGUGGCGAUUACCCAGAUGAUAACUCUGCGCACCUGUACAAGAAAGUCAAAGAUUCUUUUACCUCUGUGGCGGAAUACAGGGAAAUUAUAAGGCCUCUUCUUCUACUAGAAUGCUGGCAGAGUUUGUGCUCCACCAGGGAUAGAGAAGAUAAUAAACCGUUCAGUAUAAUUGUCGGCAAUAGGACCGCCGUAUCCGAUUUUUACGAUGUCUAUGCAUCCAUCACAAGAACUAUGAUACAGGAAGCGGGCAUCACAGACUCUGAUCUCAUCGUUUUAGCAUACUUCUCUGGUAAUGAGAACUUAUCGACAUUGAAGAACGAGGAUUUCAAGAAAGCUGCCCAUACAUGUUUGGCUAAAGUCCGGACGUUAAAAUACACGAAGGGCAAUAAUGUUGACAUUACGCUGAGAAUUCAUAGAAAUCAUAACUUUUCGAAGUUCUUAACCCUGAGAUCAGAGAUUUAUGCCGUAAAGGUGAUGCAAAUGACGACUGUUGAAAGAGAAUAUUCCUCGCUUGAGGCACUGGAAUACUACGAUCUAGUAGGCGAGAUUCUGCGUGCGGCACCAUCGCAAUCCGUCGACGUUGAUGAAAAGGAGAUCGAGACUGUCAAGUCCAACUAUAAGCUGAACUCCUCUCAGGCAGAGGCAAUUGUUAAAACUGUCUCCAAGGAAGGCUUUUCUCUGAUUCAAGGUCCACCCGGUACUGGUAAGACUAAAACAAUUUUGGGAAUUAUUGGCUACUUCUUGUCGACACGCAAUACUUUGCCCAUGAAUGUCAUCCAGGCACCUAAAGGUGCUGGACCCACAACGACAGAGCAACUAUUGAAGAAGCAGAAAAUACUUAUCUGCGCACCGAGUAAUGCGGCCGUCGAUGAAAUAGUUCUUCGUCUGAAAGGUGGCAUCUUAAACCGAGACGGAGGGAAAUUCCAGCCUAGUAUCGUCCGUGUGGGCCGCUCUGAUGCCGUAAAUGCAGCUAUAAGGGACCUCACCCUAGAAGAACUGGUUGACAAACAGGUUAAUCAGAAGAAUUACGAGUUCUCCACUAAUCCUGAGCUGGAGAAAAAGUUUAGUUCUGCGGUUUCUAAGAGAAGAGAGCUGAGAGCAAAGUUGGAUGCAGAAAAUGGGUCUGUAUCUAGCUCUCUGUCCACAGAAGAUAUCGCGAAAUUACAGAUGCAAAUCAGAGAGCUCAGUAAGGAACUGAACGAGCUGGGUAGAGAGCGUGAUGAAAUUAGGGAGCGAAACUCGGUUAACUACAGGAAUAGAGAGCUAGAUCGACGCAAUGCUCAAGCACGCAUUCUGGCAAGUAGUAAUGUCAUAUGUUCAACGCUAUCUGGUUCAGCGCAUGAUGUACUUUCUUCUCUGGGUGUGAAGUUUGAUACAGUAAUCGUCGAUGAAGCAUGUCAAUGUACUGAGCUUUCAUCGAUAAUACCGCUUCGUUAUGGAGGCAAGCGUUGCAUUAUGGUCGGUGAUCCAAAUCAGUUGCCACCGACCGUCCUAUCUGGAGCGGCCAGUAAUUUUGGCUAUAAUCAGUCGCUGUUUGUGCGAAUGGAGAAGCACAGCCUGCCUUACUUACUGGAUGUUCAGUAUCGUAUGCAUCCGUCCAUCAGUAAAUUCCCGUCGUCGGAGUUUUAUAAUGGUCGCUUAAAGGACGGCCCUGAUGUUGAGGAGAUGAACAUUCGUCCAUGGCAUAAAGAAGUUUCCAUGGCGCCCUACAAAUUCUUCGAUAUAGUGACCGGUCGAGAAUCUCAAAAUUCCAAGAGUAUGUCUUACGUCAAUAUGGAAGAGAUACGUGUGGCAAUAGAAUUGAUCGAAGGCCUUUUGAAUAAAUAUGAAAGAGAGGUCGACUUUUCGGGGAAAAUUGGUAUAAUUUCACCUUACAAGGAACAGGUUUUGACGAUGAAAAGGCAAUUCCGGUCUUAUUUCGGCGCGUCUAUCGCACAAUAUGUCGAUUUCAAUACCAUUGAUGGUUUCCAAGGUCAAGAGAAGGAGAUUAUCGUAAUAUCAUGCGUUCGUGCUGACGAUUCUAAAUCUAGCGUGGGUUUCUUGAAAGAUUUCCGUCGUAUGAAUGUUGCCUUGACUAGAGCUAAAACUAGUAUGUGGAUUUUGGGUCAUCAAAGCUCCCUGACCAAAAAUAAACUUUGGAGGCAUCUCAUCAGUAAUGCGAAGGAAAGAGGUUGCCUGGAGCCUGCAUGUCCCGGGUUUCUCAAGAAGACAGCUACCGAGACUCAGCGCAUUCUGAAGAGAUACGAAGCACAGCAAGCUGCGCUGCCAAAGGAAGACGAUUAUGAUCCACAUAGCAGGGAGUAUAUUAAGAAGCCUCAACGGCAAAAACGGAGGCAUGACCAAGCUUACGAUGGCGGCAAUGCAAGUGGUCAGUUCAAGGUAUCGAAGAAGAUUCCUGAGCUAUCUGUAACAGGUACUAAGAAGAAGAAGUCGUCGAUUUUUGGAGGACCAACUAUACCUGACGUCGAUUCCGGUCAUGGGCCAUACAUAAAAGAAAAGUGCGGUUCAAAAGCCGCUAAAACGGAGAGCGAUGCACCAGAUAAUCAUCAUAUCUUGCUUUCCGAUACUACUAAGUUGAAUCGUUAUGACGAAUCGACAGCUGCGCCAGAUGGUGGAGACAAAUUGCCGACGGCACUUGUCGAAAUCAGUGAUCCAACUGGCAGCGAUGAUGAGAACAACUAUGUUCCUAGGCCUGUAAUAACUGAGCAAAAAACAUCCGAUGUACAUCGAAAUGCAAGAAUUGCGGACGAUGAUUACGAACCCUCUGCGGUGUCUCAACAUAAGCAUUCAAAAGCAUCAGAUACUGAUGAUGGCGGUUCGUCAGCUGCACCCAUCAGAAAGCCAACUAACUAUCAGAGCAAAAUGGAGCGGUCUUCCGGGCAUGAAGGCCAUAAAGCAUAUGGAAGAAGGCAAAGAUCUUCCAAUUUGUUCAUACCCAAGAAGAAACCGCAGCAUCGAUGA
Messenger RNA from Torulaspora globosa, 6216 nucleotides. RefSeq names its product DNA/RNA helicase SEN1 (gene SEN1). Gene Ontology annotation, cellular component: nuclear body. Gene Ontology annotation, biological process: termination of RNA polymerase II transcription. Gene Ontology annotation, molecular function: helicase activity; transcription termination site sequence-specific DNA binding. Lineage: Eukaryota; Fungi; Ascomycota; Saccharomycetes; Saccharomycetales; Saccharomycetaceae. The record is from RefSeq and is a predicted model, not a curated record. The transcript has a single exon. Bases 1 to 6216 code for a protein of 2071 amino acids.